UAGAACACGUGACAUUGCCAUUUGACGUAGACCGACGUAGCACCCAGCAGGAAGUUGUGCGUCUUUGUUGUGUUAGAUAACAAAAAAUGACAUAAUGUAAAUAGCAAUAAUGCAUGCAUUCGGGUAUAACGCAUGGUUUGUGUAAGGUCAAAUAAAUGCAUAAUCGAACCAAGCUGGAGCUAUUAUAUUAGCGGCAAGUUCUAGGGAUGCAACUCGUCUUGCAAUUCUACAAAAUGGAGGCUCUUGCAUAUGGACUGGAGAAUGUCUGACCAGCACGAGUGUGAUAACCCAGGAAACACUCCGGGGACGUCAGACUCCAGACAAUGCUUUGCUCUGGGCAGAAGUUUGCCGGGACGAGUGUCCCUGAAUCCUCCGCCCCCUCCGGGACGACUGAGCUCUCUGCGCUCCAGAGACCUUACACUGGGUGGGUUUAAGAAGAAAACUUUCAUUCCGAAUGUGCAUUCGGUUCGGAAGUCUAAAGACGAACUAAAGGAUGAAGCUCACAAUGUUCCAAAAAGAGAGAAGAAAGAAAAAGAGGAGAAGCACAGGGAGGUCAGAGGAAGGAGGAGAGAGCGGCCCCAGACCAUUCAGUCACACUCCAUAUUUGAGCAGGGCCCGGCUGACACCAUUAAGAAAACAGGGAGCUGGGAUAGUGCAGAGCAGAGCGAGUAUGGACAAUCACCGGUUUUAAAAUGCAUUAAAAAAGAGAAGCGUGUCGCCGAAGAUGACGAUAACGAGAUUCUUCAGAAGCUUCAACGAGAUGAUUUUUUGGAUGACCCAGGUUUGAAAAAUGAUGCAAGAAACCGACCAAUUCAACUUCCACUCUACCAAUCAAGCGAGUUUUUCACAGGUGACACAGCCAUCCAUGUGAAAGAAGAAACGGUGGGUGAUCGUGCAAGUUCGGCGGCACCCAUAGUGCUGCCACAGAGGGGCUCUCGGCUCGCGAAAGGGGCUUUGAACCCUCAACAGCCAACUGUGGCAGAACUCUUCCAGCAGCUCACCGUUUCCGAGAAGGAAGAGCUGCUCUUCAUCCAGCUGCCAGACACCCUCCCUGGCCAGCUGGAAUCGAACGCCGAAAAACUUCCUAAGAAAGACACCAAACCAGAAGAAAAGCGGCAGUCUCUCAUUAAAACACGAGAGCCCGUGGCUAAAGAAACCGCUCCCGUCCUAUCGGAUUUCUCAGAGGGACUGAUAGGGAAACUCCAGAUCAGAAAAUCUGGAAGAGUCCAACUGGCCUUGGGGGAAAUCAUAAUGGAUGUUUCAGAAGGAGCUGCGUUUUCUUUCCUGCAGCAACUUGUAUCUGUCCGGUUAUCUGAAGGUCUCGCCGGAGAUAUGAGCGUUCUGGGAAAUGUGAAGCACAAGCUGGUGUGCUCUCCAGACUUCGAAGCACUUCUGCAGGAAGUCAAGCUUCCCCCAAACACGCGUUCAGGGAAUUCUUAACUAGGUCACUGCUUAGCAGAACGUAAUACUUUGUGAAUAGCAUCUUUUAUGUAAUUUUGUAAGUGUAAGUAUUGUUACAUGAACUCCAGCACACAGCAUGGGGUAAGGACUUGCUAGUACUUGUGUAUGUUUCAAAAAACUUGACAAUGUUGCUGAUUUGUUAUAGAAAAAAUGUUUGUAAAUGUUUAUUAAAACUACAAAACUACAAUACAAAACAUGGAAUUCA
Molecule: messenger RNA, 1666 nt
Organism: Anguilla anguilla (European eel)
Lineage: Eukaryota; Metazoa; Chordata; Actinopteri; Anguilliformes; Anguillidae
Exons: 9
Coding region: 250-1440 (396 amino acids)
Biological process (GO): transcription by RNA polymerase III
Cellular component (GO): RNA polymerase III complex
Molecular function (GO): DNA binding
Source: RefSeq, a predicted model, not a curated record